Molecule: messenger RNA, 553 nt
Organism: Rhagoletis zephyria (snowberry fruit fly)
Lineage: Eukaryota; Metazoa; Arthropoda; Insecta; Diptera; Tephritidae
Product: arylsulfatase B-like
Molecular function (GO): sulfuric ester hydrolase activity
Source: RefSeq, a predicted model, not a curated record
CGCCAAUACAAAAUGAGUCCUACGAAAUCACUCCCCACUAUACUACUGCUCUGUUUACUUAUCUUGAUAGCACAAAACAAUGCCAGUAAUAACCAAGAAAAACGUCCACAUAUCAUUUUCAUUUUAGCAGACGAUUUAGGCUUUAAUGAUGUCGGCUUCCAUGGCUCAGCGCAGAUUCCAACACCUAACAUUGAUGCCUUAGCGUUUUCCGGACUCAUAUUAAAUAACUACUAUGUAAAUCCAAUAUGUACGCCCUCUAGAUCGGCGCUAAUGACAGGAAAAUAUCCAAUACACACGGGCAUGCAACAUACAGUUUUAUAUGGCGCGGAACCGCGUGGUCUGCCAUUGACUGAAAAAAUUUUGCCACAGUACCUGAACGAAUUGGGUUACUCAUCUCAUAUCGCCGGUAAGUGGCAUUUGGGUCAUUACAAAAGUGUUUAUACGCCACUACAGCGUGGCUUUAAGACGCAUGUAGGCUUUUGGACAGGACAUCAUGAUUACUUUGAUCACACGGCUGUGGAGCAUGGCAUGUGGGGAUUGGAUAUGCGAAAAG